Chenopodium quinoa (quinoa) is the source of this 3032-nucleotide messenger RNA. Its product is annotated as protease 2-like. The transcript is spliced from 12 exons. The coding region runs from base 55 to 2451 and encodes 798 amino acids. Gene Ontology annotation, biological process: proteolysis. The record is from RefSeq and is a predicted model, not a curated record. Gene Ontology annotation, molecular function: serine-type endopeptidase activity. NCBI's taxonomy places the organism in Eukaryota, Viridiplantae, Streptophyta, Magnoliopsida, Caryophyllales, Amaranthaceae.
AGUUGUCAACGAUAUAACCCCAAAACUAAAACUCCUUAAACCUUCAACCUUGCAAUGUCACUCUCUCUCCUAUUCAAACCCAAAUUCAUCCCAAUCUCUCUCCGCUUCCUUCCCGCCAUUUCAAUCACCUUCUUCUCCACUCUCUGUAAUCGCAAACCCCAUUUCAAUUACCCUUCAAUUGACCCACCAUUUCCAAAGAAACUCCCAUUCAAAGUCACUGUUCAUGGCCGCUCUUGGAACGAUCCUUACCACUGGAUGUCCAACAUCAACGACCCAGAUUUCGUCAAUUUUCUCUCUCAAGAGAACUCUUAUGCUGAAGCUUUCAUGGCUGAUACUAGGGUUUUUCAAAGGAAGCUUUUCUCUGAGAUGUGUAGUCGGAUUCCCGCCAAAAUUUCUACUCCUCCUGAACGUUGGGGCCCUUGGCUCUACUACCAACACAUUCCAGAAGGGAAAGAAUACCCUAUUUUGUGUAGAAGACUAGAUACAGAAGAAUCUACAGGUCUAGGAAGCUUAUUUAGUAUCAUAAAACAAGGAUUUAAAAGGGAGGAGAUUUUGCUUGAUUGGAAUGAGAUUGCGAAAAAAUAUGGUUAUGUUCAUGUGGGUGCUUGUCGGGUCUCACCUGACCACAACUUUCUGGCAUAUACUCUUGAUAAAAAUGGCUCUGAGCAAUUCACCCUUCAGGUGAAAGACUUGAGAUAUGGUCAUAUCAUCUCAAGUGUUAAAGCUGAUGCAGUUGUUAGCCUGGCAUGGGCUCAAGACGGAUCUGCUCUGUUCUAUACCGUUGCUGAUGAUAACCAGAGACCAUACAGGGUAUUUUGUACAUAUUUGGGGUCAAAUGAAGAAAAAAUAGUAUUUACAGAGAGAGAUUCUAGGUUUUGUGUGGAUAUUACUUGUUCAAAGGAUGGCAAGUUUGUUACAAUAAACUCUAACUCAAGGUCUUCUUCAGAGGUCUAUGUCAUUGAUGCAGCAAAUCCAUUUGAUAGUCUCCACAGAGUGCAUAAACGUGUCCAUGGUGUGCAGUAUUUUUUGGAACAUCACCGUGGUUUUUUCUAUGUUCUUACAAAUCAUCCUUCAGUAGAGGUUGAGAAGCUACAUUGUGGAAACUUUUAUCUUGGUAUCUGCAGAGUUGAAGAUAUAAAUUCUGCUGAUUGGCAGAAUAUUAUACUGCCCAAAAAGGGAACCAGCUUGCAGGAUAUGGACGUUUUUGAUAAGAAUUUGGUCCUUUAUUAUGACAAGGAGGGCUCUUCUAUGAUUUGUUCUGUUAAUCUGCCUAUUGAUGUCAACAACAAGCGCAUCGUGGAGAUUGAAGAUUUGAAUCCUUGGACUUUCCCUAUACCCUCUGAGCUGUGCACAAUGGCCCCGGGAUCAAACCAUGACUACAUGGCCUCAGUGUACCGCGUGCUUCUUUCCUCUCCUGUGAUGCCUGAUUUAGUAGUUGAAUAUGACUUAUCUACACGUAGCUUUAAUGUUGUUCACCAAGAAGAGGUGUCGUAUGCUACUGAAAGUGCACUUGCCGACUCAUCAAAAUUUGGUAUUGAUGGUGAACCACUAUCAAACAUUAGAAAUGAUAAGUGCAAGCGACAAGAGGUAGAAAAAUCACACAGCUGGAACGAAUUUUCGGUGAAUUAUGCUUCCGAAAUACAUGAGGUCAUUUCCCAUGAUGGUACCAAGAUUCCUUUAACCAUAGUAUACUCAAAAGAUAUGCAUCACAAGGGACAGUCUCCUGGGAUCCUUGAAGCAUAUGGUGCAUAUGGCGAAGUCUUAGAUAAAAGCUGGUCCUCAGAUCGCCUCAGCUUACUUGACUGUGGAUGGGUAGUAGCAUUUGCUGAUGUAAGGGGUGGAGGUGGUCCUGAUCCUUCCUGGCAUCAAUAUGGAAGUGGAGCUAAUAAGAUAAACUCUAUAUACGAUCUUGUCUCAUGUGGUAAGUAUCUAGUCAAUGAGGGCUAUGCUACAAAAGGUAGGCUUGCUGCCAUUGGAACUAGUGCCGGGUCUCUGCUUGUGGGUGCUGCUAUCAAUUUUCAUCCUGAUCUCUUUUGUGCUGUGAUUUUAAAGGUUCCUUUCCUUGAUGUAUGCAACACAUUGAUGGAUGACAGCUUGCCUCUAACCAUAUUGGAUUAUGAUGAAUUCGGAAAUCCUAAAAUUGAAUCUCAAUUCGAGAAAAUUAUGGAAUACUCUCCUUAUGACAAUAUAAAUAAGGGACUUUGCUAUCCUUCAAUGCUUGUCACUGCAGCAUUCAAUGACUCAAGGGUUGGAGUAUGGGAAGCUGCAAAAUGGGUGGCUAAAGUACGAGAAGAAACAUGUACAAGCUGCUCUCGUGCUGUCAUCUUGAAGACUGAAAUGUAUGGAGGACAUUUUGGCGAAGGAGGCCGUUUUGGGCAAUCUGAGGAAAAGGCUUAUGAAUAUGCAUUUCUGAUUAAGGUUAUGGGAUUGCUAGAUAACUCCAAACGUUAGGCUCGUGCUGGGGGAAUUUGUUUUCAAGAUCUAUCCUUCCACGUGUUAUCAGAUACUUCUAAAAGUCCGGACUGUUGCCUAUUGCCAUGAGAACUUCUUUAUGUUGUGGAGGUCGCCAACUGAAGCCUAAAGUCUGGCAAGUGUUUAUUGAAGAUGGUUGCUCUGUUAGUGUGGAAAGAAGAAAUUCACGUUGAGAAUUAAUUUAUGGAGCUCUAUAAAAAUGAUCUCAAUGAUAGCGGGACUGCGGGAGCAAGCUUGCAGAUCACACUUUACAGUAUAUGUUACAGGUUCACAGGUAUACUGUUGUUUUGCUGAUUCCGACUGUAAGAAACCAAGUUUCUGGUUUACACAAUUACACUACAGCAAUUUGUGCAAACUACUUGGCUUUUCAAGCGUUGUCCAAAUCCUGAUUCUAAGGACUUUGAAGAUCAUUUUGAAGGCGUUGACUGUGACUCCAUGGUGAUCAAUAUUCUUUUUUGUGAGAGUUGAAUUUAAGCAUUUGAUUAUCACUACAAAACUAUGAUAAGACUAUAAGAGUGUAUAUUUUAUUGACUCUGAUUUUCAGUCCCUUGGCCGAAGUA